Molecule: messenger RNA, 1812 nt
Organism: Cladophialophora yegresii CBS 114405
Lineage: Eukaryota; Fungi; Ascomycota; Eurotiomycetes; Chaetothyriales; Herpotrichiellaceae
Exons: 1
Coding region: 1-1812 (603 amino acids)
Source: RefSeq, a predicted model, not a curated record
AUGGCUCGAACGACAAUCCUCGAUCUUGAAGUGGAAGUCCUUGCCAGCAUAUUCGAAUUCGUUGAUGAUCAGUCACCCCGAAGCACUGCAGCCAUUGCACAGGUCUGCCAACAGUUCAACAGCGCCGUCGAAUCCAUACGCUAUCGCCGCGUCACCGUACAAUGGCAUGGAACGAAACGCUCCUGGGUGGAUUCGAAAAGUCGAAUCGAGCACGAUUGGCAGAACCCUGAUUUGCUCCGCGGCCUUCGACAUCUCACUGUUUGCAGGGGCGACCUACCUGCAGUCAUCGAUGAGGGCGAGGACCAGGACGAGGACGAGUUGGACGACAAUAGCAAGUCCAACGAGGAUGAAAACGACCCCCUUGCCUCGGUGGGUAAUCCUUUCGGUCAAUUAAAAAGCCUCCUUCGUGACGCCAGCAACCUCAAAACACUGGUCUGGAAGGUCGGCUAUUUCCCACCAUACGGGAUUACCAAGGCCUUGUACGAUUAUCAGCCAAAGGCGAAGUUGAACCUCUUCAAGGCUGAGAGGCUUGCCAGUCCCGUAGGGCUGUUAGCCGCAGAGGCGGCCCUGGCUACACUGCCCAGUCUCACCACGUUUUCCAUGACGGCCUCGCAUGGAACCUGCAUCGAAGACCACAUGACCUUCCAGGUGGUGCUAGCUCUGGCACCGAACCUGAAGUUCGCAUCCCUGGUCUCACUGCCCUUGAUGCGGCCUGGUGACCCAGAGUUGGCCAGCCGCUGGCGAGCCAAGCCCGAACUGUGGUUUCCCAAGGAAUAUGCCGACAGAAAGCCAAAUUCCGCUCUGCGUCAUCUUACUUUGGACGGCUGGUGCUUGUCCGCCGAGACACUUGACUACUGGUCACGGUAUGUCAACCUGACAUGCUUGGAGAGCUUCAAAUGCAGCCGAGGAUCCGUCUACGCUUCAUUUUUCGACCGCGCUCCACAGCUAUUGACCAGUCUCAAGCACAUCAGCCUGAACCUCAACCCUCAAGAACGCAACGAGGAGACAUCUGCAGCGAUAGAGCAGUACAUUGCCACAUGUUCCGCAUUGUCGAGUCUCAGUCUGUGGUCUUGGAGAGGUGGAGUAUCGCUGUCUACCGUCUUAAGUCGACACGGGCCCACUCUCACCGCAUUGCACCUCCAUGAGCGCGAGGAUUCUUGGUAUACGCUGAGAGAUACUCUGUCUCUAGAGGAGCUCAGAUCCAUUCGACACUCGUGUCCGCAGCUGAAAGAGCUCACCUUUGAUAUCAAUCGAACCUCCCAGCACCUGCGCUUCGAAGAGUACCGAGACAUGAUGGAAGAGCUUCGCAAGUUCAAUCUGGACAAGUUGCAAAUUUACUUGGACUGUGGCGUGCCCUGGCUGGCGGAGACUGGCGGACAUUACAACCACGAUGCAAAACCCGUUGAUGACAGAAGAAUGCCGGAUGUCGUUGACGGCGACUUCGCUUACUGCCCUGGCGACAACCAAUUUUGGUUCUCCUCUCCUGUCCGCGUUCGGCCCAGGACGUCUGAAAAUACCAACAACGAACUCGUGGCAUAUCCUCCGUCGUCGAACGAGCAGAUGUGCAGUUUCCUCAUCGCGACAUGGAAAACGGUGUUUGGCUCGCAGACGCAGGGCGCAAGGCAGCUAACUAUCAAAUCCGGCGAGUGGGAGCGCCUAAAUACCCCCGUCCUGCCGCGACUACGAGUACAGCGAGAUGUUAGGGUGUGUUGUCGUGCUUGGCCACAUCAGAGGGAUGACAAGCCGGGUGUGUGUGAGAUCGAGAUUGUUUGCUGCCAGGGAGAGCACAAGAGGAGGUUCACCAGCAGGUAG